UUUUUCUGUAGCUAUUUACCUACUCCUAUCUAAUAGGAAAAGGGAACAAACAGAUAUUGACGAGCCAAAAGAAAAAGCAAAAAAUCUACCCUUCACUAAUGGCUGCCAUGGCUGCAACAAGCUUUUCAUUGUUGGGUUUGAUCGGAGGGAAUGGUAAGAACGUAGCCGGAAGGAGGAGGAUAGCAGCAGCAGCAACACCUCAAGAGGCUCAAGUGACUGAAGAAGUACAAGAAGAAAAACAACCGGAAGAACCCAAGGUAAAGAGCCAGAAACGAAUGCCAGAGAAAAGAGUGGAACCUCAAUUGAUGGCACAGAGCAAGAACAUGGGAAGGGAAUACGGAGGCGAUUGGUUGAGCAGCGUGACUCGUCAUGUUAGGAUAUAUGCAGCCUACAUAGACCCUGUUACUCAUGCAUUUGAUCAGACUCAGAUGGAUAAACUCACAAUUAUCCUCGACCCACAAAAUGAAUUCAACUGGACUGAUGAUACAUGCAACAUGGUCUAUACUUACUUCCAGGAGCUCGUCGAUCACUACGAGGGUGCACCGCUGACGGAAUACACACUCCGCCUUAUUGGUUCGGAUGUUGAGCACUACAUCAGAAAGCUGUUGUAUGACGGGGAGAUCACAUACAACAUGAAUGCCAGACAACUAAAUUUCAGCAUGGGAAAGCCCCGUGUAAUAUUCAAUGCCAACGAUGAAAGCCAGAUUCAGGGUAUAGUGCCACAGUAAGAUGGUAAAAAUGUAGCCAUGAUGAAUGACAAAGAAGCUUUCUUCUAAUGUAUAGAUAUCAAGUUAACAAACACAUUUCGUCAGGAAAAAAAAGAAGGAACUACAAUGUUAUAAACAAAAUCAGUUCCAACA
Messenger RNA from Papaver somniferum (opium poppy), 860 nucleotides. Its product is annotated as NAD(P)H-quinone oxidoreductase subunit M, chloroplastic-like. Lineage: Eukaryota; Viridiplantae; Streptophyta; Magnoliopsida; Ranunculales; Papaveraceae. Bases 99 to 728 code for a protein of 209 amino acids. The record is from RefSeq and is a predicted model, not a curated record. Gene Ontology annotation, molecular function: oxidoreductase activity, acting on NAD(P)H, quinone or similar compound as acceptor. The transcript has 2 exons.